AAUCAGACGUAGAAAAGAACGAUAAGCAAAUAUUUUUAGUUCAUAUUUUCGGGUUUUUUGCUAUUACAUCAUCAAGAAAUUUCAAAAUUUUGCAUAAAAAAUGUUAAAUUUUUAGAAAAAUUUAGAAAAUUUCAAGAAAAUUGAUAAGGAAAACAAAAAAGACAUUAUGUUUUUAUUAAAGUUACUUUUAAUAUUAACAAUUUUUAACUCAAUAAAAUGCCAGCCUCCUCAAUUCAAUAUUGGUGCCAUUUUUGAUGCUCCGAAUUCAGAAUUGGAGUUGGCAUUUAAAUCUGCGGUGGAAAGGUCAAAUGUACAAGAGCGCAGUUUCGAAUUGGUACCCCUAAUGGUAUAUGCCGAUUCUGAUGAUAGUUUUAUUAUGGAAAAGACAGUAUGUAAUUUAGUUUCUCAAAAAGUUAUUGCUAUUUUUGGACCUCUGACAGGCGAAAGUUCCGAUAUAGUGGCCUCCAUGUGCAACACCCUUGAUAUACCCCAUAUCACUUUCGAUUGGACACCUAGUGAAAAUCUAGCCGAAAAACCUUUCCGAGAUAUGACUUUAAAUCUUCACCCCGAUAAUCUGCUAUUUUCACGAGGUGUGGCCGAUAUUGUGCAAAGUUUCGGUUGGCGUUCCUAUACUUUGGUAUAUGAAUCGGAAAAGGAAUUGCUACAACUUCAAGAUGUUUUGCAGAUCGGUAGUCCCACCAGUAAUCCCACUACGGUACUUCAAUUGCCCAGUGAAACUGACGAUUAUAGGCCUUUUCUGAAAGCCAUUAAAACUUCAACUGACAACUGUUUAAUACUACAUUGUGAGGUAGAGAAAAUUCCGACUAUAUUAAAACAGGCCAAUGAUCUGAAAAUGUUGGGAGAAUAUCAGAGCAUUUUCUUACCCAUUCUGGAUACUCAUACUUUGGACUUGCAGCCGUUUUAUGAAAUUGGUGCCAACAUCACCACCAUUAGAUUAAUGGAUCCCACGGAUUAUCAGAUAAAAAAUCUAGUCAGAGAUUGGGAAGAUCUUAAGAAAAAAGAUAAAGAAUACUAUAGAGUCGAUCCCAAUCAAGUUAGGACCGACAUGCUGUUGGUGAGUGAUGCAGUUGCCAUAUUUGUUAAAGGUUUGGCAGAGCUAAAUAUUGUAGAGGAACUAGAGCCAAUGCAGCUGCAGUGUCGUAGAAAUAAGGCCUGGCCACAGGGUAGAACAAUUAAAGAGUUUUUAAAAGCGCGCUCUGGUGAGGCAAUGUCGGGACGUGUAGAUUUCAAUCAAUAUGGCCAAAGAAGUUUUUUUACUUUACGUUGCAUGGAAAUCACAAAUGCCGGACUUUUAGACUUGGCUACUUGGGAUCCCGUCAAUGGCUAUGAUCUGUUGGGUGACGAUGAUGCCAGCGAUAAGCGGGUCGGUGUUAAAUUGCAAAAUAAAACUUUUGUCAUAACCUCACGCUUAGGAUCGCCAUUUUUAAUGAACCGCGAGGCCAAAGAAGGUGAAAUCCUGGAGGGUAAUGCUCGCUACGAGGGCUAUUCUUUGGAUCUGAUAGAUGCUAUAGCGAAAUUGUUAAAUUUUAAAUAUGUAUUCGAAUUGGCACCCGAUGGUAAAUAUGGUGGCUACAAUAAGGUCACUAAAACCUGGGAUGGUUUGGUUAAACAAUUGAUCGAUGGUAACGCCGAUUUAGGCAUUUGCGAUUUAACCAUGACUUCUGCUCGACGUCAAGCCGUGGAUUUUACACCUCCGUUUAUGACGCUGGGCAUAAGUAUUCUGUAUAUAAAACCCGAAGUUAAACCGCCCAAUUUGUUUUCGUUUCUUUUGCCCUUCUCCAAAGAUGUUUGGGUGUAUAUGGCUACUGGCUAUUUGGGUGUUUCACUGUUACUUUUGUUAUUGUCACGCAUGGCACCAGAGGAUUGGGAAAAUCCUCAUCCCUGCAAGGAACCCGAAGAAUAUGAAAACAUUUGGACUCUAACGAAUACUACGUGGUUGACAAUGGGCUCGAUUAUGGGUCAAGGAUGUGAUAUAUUGCCAAAAGCCUCUUCGACCCGCUUGGUUACCGGUAUCUGGUGGUUCUUCGCCUUGAUGAUGUUAAACUCUUACACAGCCAAUUUGGCGGCGUUUUUGACCAUGUCACGCAUGGGUACAUCCAUCAAUAGUGCCGAAGAUUUGGCCACACAAAAUAAAAUUAAAUAUGGAUCUGUUUUGGGCGGCAGUACUAUGUCGUUUUUUAGAGAUUCAAAUUUCACCACCUAUCAACGCAUGUGGGCAUCUAUGGAAUCGGAUCCGACCGUCUUUACGAAAAGUAAUGACGAGGGUAAAGAACGUGUCCUGAAGGGUAAACGUUUAUAUGCCUAUCUAAUGGAAUCUACUGUGCUGGAAUAUAUGGUGGAAAGAGAUUGUAGUCUGAUGCAAGUUGGAGGCUGGUUGGAUUAUAAAACUUAUGGCAUAGCCAUGCCCUUUAAUUCUCCUUAUCGCAAACAAAUAAGUGGCGCCGUUUUAAAAUUGGGUGAGGCGGGCGCAUUGGCAGAGUUGAAAAGAAAAUGGUGGAAAGAAAUGCAUGGCGGUGGCAAAUGUGAAAAUGUGGCUGCAGCAUCCAGUGAUACACCCGAAUUGGAUUUGGAAAGUGUGGGUGGUGUAUUUUUGGUUUUAGGUUUGGGUCUCUUGUGUGCCAUAAUUAUAGGUUUGGUGGAGUUUUUGUGGAAUGUCAAAUCAGUGGCAGUAGAUGAAAAGUUAACUCUUAUGGAGGCCCUUAAAAUGGAAACUUUAUUUGCCCUAAAAUUCUGGAUAGCCACAAAACCAGUACAUGCCAGUUCGGCCGAUUCUAGCUCUAGUUCCAGCUCAUCUUCCUCCUCCUCGUCACGCUCUAAAUCCUCAAAGUCUGGAGGUCUAUCUAUUUCUCACAGUUUGAAGUCGAUUAAAAGUUCUAUACCCGAAACUGUGCGAUCUUCUGUCCAUGAGAGACUUAGAAAAAUUGGUUCCAUAUUUUCUCUUAAAUCUAUGAAAUUGGAUAAAUCAGAAACUGAGGUAGAAGCUCCGCCGGUAUUGGCUAUUAAACCAAAACCCAUAGUGACAACUGAGGAUAAAGCCAUACAAAUUGAAAUAAAGCGUGAUUUGAAUGAGGGCAAGGAAGCUCCACAUCAUCAUCACCAUCAUCAACGCCAUCAACAACAACAGGAUACUAAAGAGAAGGACACUGCAGAGGAACCAGAGCCGGCAGUAGAAAAUCAUCACCACCAUCAUCAUCAUCAACGCCAUCAACAAGACACUAAAGAGAAGGAGACAGCAGAGCAGCCAGAGCCUACAACAGAAAAUCACCAACAUCAACACCGUCACGAGCACAAAGGACGCAAGCGUGACAGUAAAAUAAGUUCGAAAAGUCAUAUGAAUGUUUAAUAGUUUUGGAAUUAAAUAGUUUUUUUGUUAGUUCACAGUAAGUAAUAAACGAAAAUUUUGUGGUUUCAGU
Molecule: messenger RNA, 3434 nt
Organism: Calliphora vicina (urban bluebottle blowfly)
Lineage: Eukaryota; Metazoa; Arthropoda; Insecta; Diptera; Calliphoridae
Product: glutamate receptor ionotropic, kainate 2-like
Exons: 14
Coding region: 167-3364 (1065 amino acids)
Biological process (GO): modulation of chemical synaptic transmission; synaptic transmission, glutamatergic; monoatomic ion transport
Cellular component (GO): plasma membrane; postsynaptic density membrane
Molecular function (GO): transmitter-gated monoatomic ion channel activity involved in regulation of postsynaptic membrane potential; glutamate receptor activity
Source: RefSeq, a predicted model, not a curated record